Molecule: messenger RNA, 1712 nt
Organism: Trichomonas vaginalis G3
Lineage: Eukaryota; Parabasalia; Trichomonadida; Trichomonadidae
Product: phage tail repeat-like family
Exons: 1
Source: RefSeq, a predicted model, not a curated record
AUGAGUGAGCUUGUAAAUGCUGCAAGAACAUUGGGUGAAACAGGAAAUUUUGUAGAUGGUUUUAAAAGACUUGUUUCAAAUGUUUUGACAAACACAAAGAAAUUAUUUAGAUAUACCGUACAUAACGGACGGAUUUUCGAACAGAUAGCAACAAACCCUCCGGUUAUGGCUGCGUUGAUGAUGGUUAGAGAUAUAAAACCACGUAGCGGUGAGGGCGAAGAACAUGAACAACAGGAUACUGGUCGGGUUAUUAGAGACAUUAAAAACGUGUAUCCUGAAGUUAUUGAUUUAUUUAGAGGAGUUAAUGAUUCAAUUUCAAAACAUUCUAUAACCCUCGAUGAAGAGAAUAAAUUAACAGAUUAUAUAUUCGUCAUUAUUGCAGAAUUAAUGAAGAGAAUAAAUGAAAAAGGAAUUGGUGAUAUCAUUAAUGUCAGCGAUGUAAUGAUGAAAAGAAAUUUUGACUCAUUAUUUACAGAACCGAAAACAGAAUAUAGUCUUUAUGAUGUAAUUACCGAAUUAAUGAAAAAGAUUAAUGAUAAUAAGAGUUCUGGUGGAAGAGUUGAAUUAGAAAUGAAUGAUGUUAAUGAGAAAACAGCCGAAAAAGCAGAUAAAAAUGAACUUUUAGUUCUAAGUGAUAAAGUCAAGAACCAUGUUCAUUAUAUGACUUCAGAUGAACAGAUUAUAACGGACUACCAUGAAUAUUUAACACAAACCGAUGAAGAAGUGAAGACGGAAGACCCCAAUGAAAGAAGAUAUAAAUACAUUCGUGCUAAAGGUUAUAACAUAAGCUGUACUGUACAGUAUGACACGGGUAAAGCACAAGAAACAUUUAGUUAUAACGAUGAAAUAUAUGCUUCAUACUUCUCUGUUAAUGGUGUAUUAGUUGAACCAAAAUUUACAUUGAGAGUUAAGGCAAAAAUAACGUUUGAAGAUGCUAUUAAAAGUAAAGCUGACAAAGUUGAACUUGAAGCAAUGAACAAAGUUUUGAGAUCUCAUAAACACAACAUCUCCGAUAUAAAUGAACUUCAAGCUACAUUAGACAGUAAAGCUGACAAGAACCAUACACAUAAAUCCUUCACUACUGUUAGAGCAGACGACAUAAUAUUGAACUAUGAUUUGGGUUCAAGUGCACCUUUAGAGAAUCCGAGUACAAGCGUAAAAGAUACACUAAACAAUUUAGAUAACAGAUGUAUGAACAUUGAAGGUCAUGCCAGAAACUUUGAAGCAUAUGAACUACCAGCAAUGUUAGAUAAGAAAGCAGACAAAACAGAGCUUCAAACAUUAAAGACUGAAAUACUUCAAACAUUAUAUCCUGUUGGUUCUUUAUAUACGUCAAUGAACUCAACAAAUCCAGCAAGUGUUUUAGGUUUUGGUGCAUGGGAACAAAUAGUCGACAGGUUUUUGUAUUGUGCAAACUCUUCAAAGGAAACAGGUGGAAGUAAAACGAUUUCAGGUGAAAAUUUACCUGCACACAGUCACUACAUAGAUUUAAGUACAUCUCAAGCAGGUUGGCAUAAGCAUAGAUAUUGGGAUUGGUCAGGAAUGACAAAAGGUAAAGGAUAUGAUGUUAAAGACGACGUUAAGUUUGCUAUAAAUUGUUACUGGAGUGACACUCAGGGAGAAGGAAACCAUACACAUUUCGUUUCAGGAUAUACACAAACAACGGGACAAAGUAAAGAAUACAUGCCACCAUUAAUGACUGUAUUCGCAUG